Molecule: messenger RNA, 1230 nt
Organism: Scaptodrosophila lebanonensis
Lineage: Eukaryota; Metazoa; Arthropoda; Insecta; Diptera; Drosophilidae
Product: muscle-specific homeobox protein tinman
Exons: 3
Coding region: 1-1230 (409 amino acids)
Biological process (GO): cell differentiation; regulation of transcription by RNA polymerase II
Cellular component (GO): nucleus
Molecular function (GO): DNA-binding transcription factor activity, RNA polymerase II-specific; RNA polymerase II cis-regulatory region sequence-specific DNA binding
Source: RefSeq, a predicted model, not a curated record
AUGUUGCAACAUCAUCAACAGCAAUCACAGGUGCCACAAUCUAGUGGCUAUUAUGACUACAAUCAUACGCCUAGUCCGGGCAGCAUGACAAAUGCGGAUGCCAUGAACACAACGCCCUUCUCCGUUAAGGAUAUACUGAAUAUGGUUAAUCAGACGGAAUCAUAUGAGGGGCCCUAUGGCCAUAUCGAGAGCGCAGCGACGGCAGCAGCGCUUUACGGCGCCACUGAGUACCACCAAUCUCAGUCGCAUUCUCAGCAGCAACAACAACAAGCACAGCAACAACAACAACAAUUGCAACACAUGCCGGAGCAUCAGCAGGACACAACAAUAUUGUCGCCUAUCCUGGCGCCACAUGGUCACCAUCAGCUUUAUGCCGCAGGCUAUCAGGACUACGGCUAUCAGCCCGCCUACAAUAUGGCGCCCCAGUUCUAUGCGGGCCCCACGUCGGGCGCCUAUCAGAACACCAGCUACGGCAACUACGGCUAUACACCGCCUACGGACGCCUAUGUCGCACCCAUGCCCGCCAUUCCCCACAUCAAGAGCGAGUAUAUACCCACGCCCUAUGUCACGCCCUCGCCAACCCUAGAUCUGAACAGCUCCGCGGAGGUGGAAACCCACCAUACGCCGGCCUACAAGCUCAACCCUGCUGGCAUCGGCUCUGGCGUAGGGAUGUCGCAGGGUCUGUUGGAGUCUGCCGGUACUUCGACAGCCCUACGCAACAUAACCGGCGCUAUACCUUCCAUGCAAAUCGGCGGUUCCGUUGAGUGCGCCAAGCGAAAGGAAACUGUUCAAGUGACCAGUUCUCGGUCCGAGCUGCGCAAAAGCAACAACAACUCCAACAACAAUAACAGCAGCAGCAACAACAACAACAACAACAGCAAUCCCUCCAAGCCGCGCAUGAAACGCAAACCGCGGGUGCUCUUCUCCCAGGCCCAGGUUCUGGAACUGGAGUGCCGUUUUCGACUCAAGAAAUAUUUAACUGGCGCCGAACGUGAAAUUAUUGCUCAGAAGCUAAAUCUGUCGGCCACACAAGUGAAGAUUUGGUUUCAGAAUCGUCGCUACAAGUCGAAGCGCGGCGAUAUUGAUGGCGAGGGAGCCGUCAAGCUUUUCAAAAUCAAAUCGGAACCAAACACCUUGCCUCCACCCCCGCACAUGUUGUGGGGAGCAACCGCCUCGCAACAGCAACAUCAGCAGCAACAGCAACAGCAACAACAAUUGCACUUGCAGUGA